This is a messenger RNA of Oikopleura dioica, 435 nucleotides long. Lineage: Eukaryota; Metazoa; Chordata; Appendicularia; Copelata; Oikopleuridae. The record is from the annotation of a GenBank genome assembly.
AUGGUUGCCUUUCCAACUGGCCCCAACGAUCCAACACGCCCGCCAACCACCCCAAGACCUGGGCUUUCGUCAAUCAUAAACCUCUUUUCUGGCCAAAUUGAGGUUUAUGAUUGGCGCAUUACUCUUCUGGUCCUCCUGGUGGCUUGGCUGCUGUAUUGCCUGAAGAUUGUCCUACUCAACCCGAGAGGCUUCGCAGACUUCAUGAACAACAACCUGAAUAUUCAGCUUCCACGAUGGUGGCCACGUCAUCCGCUACCAGAGCCAAUUCGACAGCCACGACGAAGAAUCCCGCGACUCGCACGAGAACCGGCUCCUCAACGCGCCCCGACUCCUCAACGCGUCCCGGCUAGACAACGCGCCCCGGCUAGACAACAGGCACUUCCGAGACGAUCUCUCCGCGCCCGCAAGAGCCCACAACGUUUCAAAUCCGAAUAG